UAGGAGGCGUCGGCCAUUUUGUGGGCGAGCGUCGCUGUUGCUGUUGUAGCCGCCGCCGCAUCCCCCAUCCCCCCCCCAGCCGGGUCUUCUCUGCCCUCCAGGUUUCGCCGGUUGUUUGCAUUUUUCCCUUUCUCCCCACUGCUGAACCUGAGAGAAUCCCGGGCGAACCCAGCCGCGGCCUUUUCCCCCCAAGCAGCGCCCAGCCACAGAAGCGCAUGUCCACUAUCCAGAACCUCCAAUCCUUCGACCCCUUUGCUGAUGCAACUAAGGGCGACGACUUACUCCCGGCAGGGACUGAAGACUACAUCCAUAUAAGGAUCCAGCAACGAAACGGCAGAAAGACAUUAACGACUGUUCAGGGGAUUGCUGAUGACUAUGACAAAAAGAAGCUUGUGAAAGCAUUCAAAAAGAAAUUUGCCUGUAAUGGUACUGUGAUUGAGCAUCCUGAAUACGGGGAAGUGAUCCAAUUGCAGGGUGACCAGAGGAAGAAUAUUUGCCAGUUCCUCUUAGAGGUUGGCAUUGUUAAGGAGGAGCAACUGAAAGUUCAUGGCUUCUGAAAUGUGUGUACUUACCUGAAGAACUCUACAGGUUUUGUUCUACCAAGUUGGCUAUUCUGUGAAAUAUGAUUCUUUGUAGUAAAUGGACUUCCCAUUCAAAAUCUGAUUUGCUUUUGCAUGAUUACAGAAAAGAUAUGGGGUGUAGACUAGAAACACAUAAGAAAACUGCAGUAAGAUGGUAACAAGAGGUGCUUAAGAAUUUUAACGCAUUUCCAAUGGAAAUGUUCUACUGCUGAUAGUUCAGUGUAUUAUUUUUCAUCUGAUUUAAAUGUUGUAUUAAAACCAUGUGUGUUGCAGCUUAAAUAAACUGUCUCUUAUCUUAACCAUUUGACUGUAGAAUGCAUUAUAUACUUCAGCCAGUUUAAGCUUAUAAGCAGCUUUUUAACUACAUAGCUGAUCAGGUCAAACUUCAAAAGCUAAUACAGUAGUACAGCUAAAUUGACUUAAAGUUUUCAAGAAUGUUACUUACCAGCCAGAGAUUCAGUGAAAUAGAAACUACUAUCUAGUUCUUGCAUUUAUGAGAAAUAUAUUGGAUAAAGUCCAGCUAAUAUCCAAGAAAUGCUGCCAUUGCUGGGGCUUGAUAUGAGACUCAUUCCUAGAUAGUGUUUGCAAGAACUCAAACCAUUUUGAUGUGAGGCUUCAUAAAAUUUCCCAUUAUAAGUACAGAACUGCAGUUCUGCAUUCUAUACAUGGAGUUACAUGAAGUCUUACACUCAGAAUGGUUUGCAUUAAAGCUACUAUGAUGGUUUUGCACAACCCUAUUCCAGAUCACUACAGUAUAUUGUAUUUCUAACAAAACUUCUCUACUACUUAUGCUACUGAUAGCGUAUCAAUAAACUUCUUUGCACUGUUA
Python bivittatus (Burmese python) is the source of this 1410-nucleotide messenger RNA. It is a transcript of the gene EIF1B, whose product is annotated as eukaryotic translation initiation factor 1B. The record is from RefSeq and is a predicted model, not a curated record. Lineage: Eukaryota; Metazoa; Chordata; Lepidosauria; Squamata; Pythonidae. Gene Ontology annotation, molecular function: translation initiation factor activity. Gene Ontology annotation, biological process: translational initiation.